Molecule: messenger RNA, 1228 nt
Organism: Neofelis nebulosa (Clouded leopard)
Lineage: Eukaryota; Metazoa; Chordata; Mammalia; Carnivora; Felidae
Product: olfactory receptor 7G1-like
Exons: 1
Coding region: 16-951 (311 amino acids)
Biological process (GO): G protein-coupled receptor signaling pathway
Cellular component (GO): membrane
Molecular function (GO): olfactory receptor activity; G protein-coupled receptor activity
Source: RefSeq, a predicted model, not a curated record
AGAUUAAUCACCAAUAUGGAAUCUAGAAAUGACACACAUGUUUCAGAUUUCCUUCUCAUGAAAGUGACAGAGGAUCCAGAACUGCAGUCCCUCCUAUUCAGCCUGUUCCUGUCCAUGUACCUGGUCACCAUCCUGGGAAACCUGCUCAUCAUCCUGGCCGUCAGCUCGGACUCCCACCUCCACACCCCCAUGUACUUCUUCCUCUCCAACCUGUCCUUUACUGACAUCUGCUUAAGCACAACCACGAUCCCAAAGAUGCUGGUGAACAUCCAGGCCCAGAGUCAGAGCAUCACUUAUGCAGGCUGCCUCACCCAGAUCUGCUUUAUCUUGGUUUUUGCAAGUUUAGAAAGUAGUCUCCUUGCAGUAAUGGCCUAUGACCGCUAUGUGGCCGUUUGUCAUCCACUAAGGUACACAGUCAUCAUGAAGCCCUGCCUCUGUAGUCUGCUGAUUCUACUCCCCCUGUUCAUUAUCAUCGUGGAUGCCCUGGUGCACAGUCUGAUGGUGUUGCAGCUGACCUUCUGCACAGACGUCGAAAUCCCUCUCUUCUUCUGUGAGGUUGUUCAGGUCAUCAAGCUCGCCUGUUCUGACACCCUCGUCAAUAACAUCCUGAUAUAUUUUGCAACUAGUGUAUUUGGUGGUAUUCCUUUAUGUGGAAUCAUUUUCUCUUACACUCAGAUAGUGUCCUCUGUUUUGAGGAUGCCACCCGUGGGCAGAAAGUAUAAAGCGUUUUCUACGUGUGGGUCUCACCUGUCAGUUGUGUCUUUGUUCUAUGGGACAGGUUUGGGGGUGUACAUUAGUUCUGCUUUUACUAACUCUUCCAGAAACACUGCAGUGCUUUCAAUGAUGUACACUGUUGUCCCUCAAAUGAUGAACCCUUUCAUCUACAGCCUGAGGAACAGGGACAUGAAGGGAGCCUUGAGGAAGCUGAUAAGUAGAACUUCUCUUCUGUGACUGUGUUAUCUGUGUGGACUGGGGUUUCUAGAAUGAAUCAAAGUGACAGAAAUACUGGGUGAUUCUGAAUGUCUGAUUCUUGCAUCACCAACUUCUUCUAAAUUGACUAGGUAACAUCAUGGGCAACUUGGUUGUAAUUUUGGGUUGAAAUUUGAUUUGUUCUUUGUAUAGCUCUGUUGUAUUUCAAAAAUAAGUUUUCAUUCCUAAGCUUGGUGUUUUUGGUAGGUUCCUCACAAGCUGUCCCAAGGCAAGGGUUAUACUGAAAUGUUAAAAGAGA